UGGCCUCUCACUCGAACUUCGUCCAUGUACUGUAGAGUGUAUAUAAAAUCACGUUUCUGCCUACAGGAGAUGUGGGAUACGUAUGCCAGUGUGAAACUUAUGCCCUCCCUGAACAUCGUGAUUUUUCAGUCAAUAUGAAAGGGAAGUGAUUCUUCAGAAGAGUUUUGGUUAUGGACUAGAGCUGUAUUUGCAAAAAACAGCCAUUUGUAUGCCUAAACAGAUAAACAGAACUUUGAAUGAGAUUUUAGUGAAAAUUUAUGUGUGUUUGAGGGUUUCCUGCCAUGGAAAUACAGUGGAAAAAAAUGCAUGGCUUGUAUAGACUGGCUGCUCUUGAGUACAGCUCAAUUUACCAGCUGAGCUCUCAUUCAAAACUCAGUUUGAUCAGUAACUACUGUCAGUUUGACUUGGUAAUGUAUGUGGCUAAAACACAAAUUUUAACCCUGAGUUAAGAGUUUGUUUGUUGUUUUACACCUAAUAAGUAACAGGAUCUGUAGUAUAAGGACAGAAACUGAAAGGGUGGUACCAUGUGCUGUGUGUUUGGAUGGACACUGCAAUAAUAUAUGGUAAAUUGUUGAAACUUUUACCUUGAACAGUGUUGUGGAGGGAGCGAUAGAGGCUUGCAUGAGGUUGAUGUCUUCUGUGUUGCAGCUGUCAUACAGAUAUUCUGCAGUAUUUCUGUGAAGGUGCACAAAAGUGUUAAGUGUUUAUUUUCACUGGAUUCUCUGCAGUAACAUCUGAGCAGUGUCCAGGUUAUGGAACUCUCUAUAACAAAGGUUUUCCUGUUUCUCUCUGGUUUUGCCUCCCUAGAUUUUUUUUUUUAAGGUGAUUGCUUUGACGGUUGCAAGUUGCUGCUGACAGUUCCAUAGAAUAUGGACUGUUACAGUAAAAUGUGGUGUGCUGUCACAUUUCUCAAAUUAUAUAGAAGGGUGGUUUUUUUUUUUUUUUUUAUUACACACUUGGUGUUCAUGGGAAUUCUGAUCUCUUGUGAGUGUGUUGCAUAGUUGUUUAAGAUACGGUUUGUUUCACUGAACUGUGACUGUCUAAAAUCUGGGUAUCUAGUCCAAGGCUGUGAUUUUGUGAACAACUGAGCUCUGUGCUGUGCCAGCUCCCAGCUCCUGAAAGGAGAAAGGCUUGCUCCUCCUCCUAUCUGUUUACUUGGCUCUUUGUUCCUUUACCCUAGUUGGUACCAGCUGCCCACUUUCACUGAUGAUGUCGCUUGCUGGAUUUUUCCAUGAGCUCACAGACAAACUAUUGAGUGUCUUCUGCUUAUUUGAGUGUGUUGGCUUCUUGAGUUAAAACAGUUCAUGAAGGGGUCUGAUGAAUAACAAACACAGGAAUGAGGAUAAAGAAAUGAGGAGUGGAACCCUCCUGUUCCUGGUGACAGUGAGCCCUUGUGUUGGAUUACACUUUUGCAUUAGUUUAUUAUCUGGUCUUCCUGUAGGCUCUUGAGCAGGGAUGAGAGGGUCGUGGUGUUUGUAGAGUUGUUUUCAUGAGGCUGUGCUUUCCUUGAGUUUUCCACUCUUUCAGGCAAAUAGUUAAUUGUUUCAGAAGAUCUUGGCUAAUUCUAUUAGAAAAAAAGAAAGAGCAAAUAAAGAGGUCUGGAGUUGUGACAGAAGAGGCAGAGGAAUUAGAUCAUGAUUUGUGUGAAGAAGCUCUUUGACUUCCACAGAUCUUACUGAGAAUUUUACUGCUUGAGCAAAACCUGCACAAGGCUGAAUACUGUCAGUUUUUUCAUUGUUAGUUGCAAAAUUAUAUUCAUUGUAUCAUCUAGCUGUUUAAAACUGUGUUCAAACAUGAUAAAUUUAAGUGUUUUAAGUGUGGUUGUGGUAUGGAAAAGAGCCAUGCAUGAGUUAUGUAUGGCACUCAGGGGAAUUACCAAUAUGUGGGGCAGUCAUGUCAUUUGGUUAUGCCAGGUGAACAAGAAAGAAGCCUUGUUGUUGUGAACAAAAUGCCAUAAAAAUCAUAUCAAGAAAAAAUCAUAUUGAUGUAUCAUAUUUUUCUCUAAAUGCAAAUAUUCUCACUUUUAAGAGCUUGUAGCAAAGAAAAUUUAAAAUAAUAUAGCUGAAAAAUCUUGCAAAAGAAAAGCCCUUUCAUGAUAUGCACCCAUAAAGAGGAGAGAUGUUCAGUAGGUCAUUCAGCAGUGUUUCUUUAGGAGGAGAAAUAAUUGGAGAAGAAAGGUAGAAUAAAGGUGAUUUUUGGAAGUGUAAUUGAUUUACUUCACUUAGCUAUUCUACAGUAAGUAUUGCCAUUUUACCUAUAGAACGUGCAUUUCCUAGGACUCUGCACCAAUGCCUUUAUAUUUAUUUCUGUGGAAAAUUAUGUUAAGGUUUCAUAGUAUGAAUUUGGGGUGACUGAUACAAGUUUGCUGUUUCGUAGCUUGAUAAAAUUUGGCAUAAAAUUGCAUAAAGCAAUAAGUAGGUGUAGAAUUAAGUUUAGGUAUGAUGGUGGGUUUUGUUUCUUUAAAGUAUGUUUUAUGCUUCUCCACUUCUUGAACACAUCUCCAAGAGAGGAAGAACCUAGAGUUCUUUUAAAGUAUUUCUCAAAAGUUAUGGGUGUAGUCCUUGUGUAAUUUUGAAGAUUAUUUUAUGACUGUGAGAAACUACUGUUAGCCAUUAGCACAGAAGAGAUACUGGUUGGUAAUAUACUUAAAGUAUUUGUAUCCCUAAACGUUGUUGACUAUUGACAGUUUACUGUCAGAAAUUAUUUUGUCAUGUGGGGAAAAGAACAUCAAAACAACAAAAGCUUUUUUGCAUGUGAAUCGGUUAAAUAUUACAAAUAGCUCUUUGUGUUUUUGAGGAAAGAACUCUCACAAAGUAAUGAAAUCUAUCGUCUGUUUCAGUUGUCACCAGGACUACAAAUCAUGACAUUUGCCGCUAGAUGUCCCUGCAAGCCAAAAGAGAUUUGUUUCCUGAAAUACAGUUUAGGCUUUUGCAGUCUGGAGCAUUGUUUUGUCAGCUGCAAUUAUCUCCCUUUCUUUUCUCCUUUUAUCUUUUUCAUUAAAUCUUCAUGCAUAUGAAUACAUGGCCAGGUGUCUUGAUCUUUUGAGAUGUCAGCGAAAGGAGUGGAUGGCCUUGUAGAUUAGUUAUACAUUAAUCUUGUCUUCUCCAUACUCAUCGUGAACAGUCAUCAUAAAAUGGAUGGUUUGGGCAACCUCCUUCCUCCUGUGGGUGAAAAUGGUGAUGCAGCUAAUUCACAAGAAAUACUAAAGCUUUUGAUGGAUGAAAAAAUGCGAAGUGAACACCAUAAAGCAAAUUAUCAAACUCUAAGGGCAGAACAUCUAAGAUUACAAGAGGAUUAUACCAAAUCACAAGAUGAACUGAAACGGUUGUUAGUUGAAAAACAGGCUGUGCAUGACAAAUUUCAGCAGCUUCUUGCUGACUUUCAAGAUCAGUUGCUGGCUAAAACACAAGAGCUGGAACAAGUGAAGCUGCAGGUGCUAACUCCUCAAAAAUUAGAACAGUUAAAGGCAAAAAUGUAUGAGGAAUUGGAGUCUCCUAUGAGAGAGCGUUAUCAGAAGCUAGAAAAUGAAGUAGAAAAAUACAGAACACUGUAUAACAAACUACGUUACGACCAUACCUUUCUGAAAUCAGAAUUUGAGCAUCAAAAGGAAGAGCAUGCGCAUAUUUUAGAAGAGAAGAAAAUAAAAUAUGAAGCUGAGAUUGCAAGACUGGAAAAAGACAAGGAAGAACUCCAUAAUCAGCUGCUUAGCAUUGAUCCCACAAGGGACAGUAAACGUGUGGAGGCACUUUCUAGAGAAAAAGCACAGCUGUGUCAGAAAUUAAAAGCCUUAGAAGCAGAAGUAGAAGAACUAAGAGCAGAAAGGCACAACUGUGUUGUGCAAGCAGAAGAUGUUCAAAGAGUACAAGCACGCCAGUUAGCUGAGAUGCAGACCUUGAUGCGGUCUCUAGAGGCAGAAAAGAAGUCUGCUGAACUACAGGUCAGUCGAAUUGAGAAAGAACUGCAGACGAGUCAUGAGCAAAACAUUCUCUUAACUAGCAAACUUCACAAAUCUGAACGAGAAGUCAAUUCCUUAGCUGCUCAAGUAAAAGAACUUAAACAUUCUCAUAAGUUGGAAGUAACAAAUAUCAAACUGGAGGCAGCCAGAACAAAGGGUGAAGUAGAAAGAGAGAGAAACAAGAUUCAAAGUGAAAUGGAUGGAUUGCUGUCCGACAAGGAAAUUCUUACUGCAGCUAUUGAACGUCAUAAAGUGCUUUUAGUAGAAAAGGAUCGGGAGCUAAUUCGUAAAGUGCAAGCUGCCAAAGAGGAAGUUUUUGACAAGAUUGCAGCCUUACAGAAUGAAAAGUUAGAACUCGAGAACAGAUUAGCUGAUCUAGAGAAGAUGAAAUUGGAGCAAGAUUCUUUGAGACAAUCUGAAAAGGAUCAGUAUGAAGAAAAACUACAUGCUGUGCAGAUAGCCGAAGAAACUAGCAAAAAGGAACUUCAGCGUUUGCGAUUUAAAAUUCAACAGCAAGCUAUGCAGACAGAAGAGCUGGAAGAAAAGAAAUGUGAAAAUGCUAAUCUGAAACAGCAAAUAAAUGAUAUCCAACUCCAGCUUGCCUCACUUUCUCAAUCAGAGAAUGAUUUGCUGGAAUCUAAUCAAAAAUUGAAGGAAGUAAUAGAGAGAUUGAAACAAGAACGUCAACAUGCAAGAGCUCAGGCAGAGAAAGCUCAGCUGGAAACAGAGAAGACUUUAGAAUACCAGCGUAUGGAAUGGCUACAGGAGAAGCAUAUGCUUACUCAGCGCAUCACAGAGUAUGAAGAGAAAUACAAGCAAAUGAAGAACAAGCUAUGUCGAGCUGCUGUUGCUCAGAAAAAGAGAAAGACUCUCAGUGACAAUAAACAAAGGAGAAUGCAUGAGAAAAUAGAACUUUUGGAAGCCAAGAUGGAAGAACUAGAAAAAGAAAAUCAAGUGUUAAAUAGACAGAAUGUUUCCUCUGAAGAAUAUGCUCACCUUCAGAAGAGGCUAAAGGAUUUGCAACGUCGACACAAUGAAUUCCGGAGUAUAAUUCUGAAUCCUGACAUACCAUCACUCAAUCCAGUUGGUAUAACGCCACUGUAUGCCUUGCCUCCUGGGCCUGCAUCGUCCUUCUCCUUUCUUCAGGAGGAGCAGCAUCAAAGAGAGCUUGCCCUGCUUGGCAAGAGGUUGGAAGAACUAGAAACCAGACAAAGAAAACAGCUGGAAGAUCUUGGACCAUCUAGAGAGCGGGUAAUGGUGGGGUACAGGGAAUUGGCAAGAAAUAAGAUCACUGGAGAAGAUGAAGCACAAAGCAAGGACUCUAAAUAAAAUCUGCACACUCUCGAUGCUGUUAGUUUUCAAUAACUUAUCCUUUGUACAUGCUUUUCAUAUUUUGCAAAAAACGUGGUUGUAUGUGCCUGAAUAGCAUAAAAUAUAUUCUGCAUAGUUA
Molecule: messenger RNA, 5405 nt
Organism: Hirundo rustica (Barn swallow)
Lineage: Eukaryota; Metazoa; Chordata; Aves; Passeriformes; Hirundinidae
Gene: CEP83
Product: centrosomal protein 83
Exons: 16
Coding region: 3134-5284 (716 amino acids)
Cellular component (GO): centrosome
Source: RefSeq, a predicted model, not a curated record